AUGGCAGAGUACUCCAAAGCACUUGAGUUUCACGAAAAAGCACUUCGAAUUUUUCAACGAGCCCUUCCUCCAAGUCAUCCUGAUUUGGCUAUUACCUACCAUAAAAUCGCUUCACUGUACUAUGACAUCAAAGAAUAUCCAAAAGCACUUUUGUUACACGAAAAAGCGCUUGCAAUUAGUAAAGAAACUCUGCUUCCAAACGACCAUGAUUUGGCUACUUUCUACCAUAAUGUCGGUUCGACUCAUGUCGAAAUGAAAGAGGAUUCCAAAGCACUUUCGUUUUAUGAAAAAGCACUCGAAAUUUUCAGAGAAACUCUUCCACCAAAGCAUCCUGAUAUGGCGAGUUUCUUCAACCGUAUCGCUUCGCUGUAUUACAGAAUGGAAGAGUACGCGAAAGCACUGGAGUUUCACGGAAAAGCACUCGAAAUUGGUCAAGAAACUCUUCCUUCAAAUCAUCAUUCAUUGGCUACAUUCUACCACAAUGUCGGUUCGGUGUAUUACUGCAUCGGAAAGUAUUCAGAAGCACUUUCACAUUUUGAACCUGCCUUAAAGAUUUUCGAAAUUUCAGCGCAUGCAAACGAUUCUCGUCUGCAAAGUGUGAAAACAAUUAUUCAAAUUGUAAAGAAGAAAUUAUAG
Molecule: messenger RNA, 636 nt
Organism: Didymodactylos carnosus
Lineage: Eukaryota; Metazoa; Rotifera; Eurotatoria; Philodinida; Philodinidae
Source: the annotation of a GenBank genome assembly